Messenger RNA from Aspergillus calidoustus, 1248 nucleotides. NCBI's taxonomy places the organism in Eukaryota, Fungi, Ascomycota, Eurotiomycetes, Eurotiales, Aspergillaceae. The record is from the annotation of a GenBank genome assembly.
AUGCCUCUCAUUGAAUUCGACGAGGCUGGUCCGUCAACGGAGCAGCUGCAAAGACUACCUUUCCCCCCAGUCACCUACUCGCAUAUCCUCCACUGCUCCUAUGACUACUGGCAACCUCGAUACCGUACACUAGUUCCAAAAUCACGAAUCAUUCCCUUGUCCGCCCUCUUCGUCUCCUACCUCCGCGCCGACGGCAUUGUCCUCCCACCAGAAGCUACCCCGCCAACGGACGAUGACAAUCUCGAUACCUUCUCCGAUGACACUGACGCAGAGGAAGAGUCAGACCCAUCCAAAGAAUGGGCUGACAUCCACGCCCAAAUCAAAUCCACAAUCGCCGAGUUCGGCGGCAAAGUCACACCCAAGCUGAACUGGAGCGCACCAAAGGACGCCACCUGGAUGUCCGCAACAAACGAUAUGCAAUGCCGGACCCCGAAUGACAUCUACCUCCUCCUCAAAAGCAGUGAUUUCAUCACGCAUGACCUCGAACAUCCCUUUGACGACUGCGUCCCUGAUACAAGCUACUCCCCUACUCCGACGCCCAGUCCCCCGCAGGUACAAUACAACCUCGUCCUCCGCAAAUACGUCAACUUCAACCCUUCCCUUGAGUUCCGAUGCUUUGUUCGCAACAAAGUUCUGUUAUGUAUCUGCCAGCGCGACCAGAACCAUUUCGACUUCCUCUUUCCGAUGCGCGACUCUCUCCGCUCCCGCAUCCAGGACUUUUUCGAUGAUAAACUCAAGGAUACUUUUCCGGAGUCGAGUUUCGUGUUUGACGUCUACAUUCCACCGCCUCAUCAGCGUAUCUGGUUGAUCGACAUUAACCCUUGGGCUGAGCGUACAGAUUCUCUCCUGUUUAGUUGGCUCGAGAUCCUGCGAAUGAAAGACCCCAUCGGAAUUCAUGAGGAGAACGACAGUAGCGCGGAAGAGCAAUUCGUUCGACUCUCACUCAAUGGACAUACCGGGAAUGGUCACUCGCCAGAUGGGCCUGCGGAUCAAGCAUCUGAGUCAGAAGAUGAAGACGAUAAGGAGGACAUUGACGACGCACCCUUACUACCGGAACUCCGACUCGUGAAGCGUGACGACCCGGAAGCAUAUGCGUUUACUACACCCCAGUACUCGGCGCACAAGCUGCCGAAGGAGGUUGUUGACGCGUCCAUAUCCGGACCAGGCGGGAUGAGUGAGUUUCUCGGGCAGUGGCAGGACAUUCUGGCACGACAGGCGCAGGAAUCAGAUACGGAAAGUGACCAAUGA